Pocillopora meandrina is the source of this 6766-nucleotide messenger RNA. NCBI's taxonomy places the organism in Eukaryota, Metazoa, Cnidaria, Anthozoa, Scleractinia, Pocilloporidae. The record is from the annotation of a GenBank genome assembly.
CAUCUAACGAAAGGCGCCAUCUUAUAGUCAAACCGACAGGAAGCGGUUUUCACCAGUUCUGUGUAAAUUAGAAGUCUGAAACAUAUUAGUUUGAAACUGGCACUCAGCAGUUUCAGUCAACUCCUUACUAAAACAAUACAAGUAGAGGUCGCGUCUGAACACUGUCUCGAUCGUUAGAAAAUGUUUGGCUCAACGAACACAGGAUUUGGAGGUACCUCGUCAACUUUUGGUUUUGGUACCUCUACUUCUACGACGAAUAGCCUCGGCCUUGGAACGCUGGAUAACCCAAUGAAAGACUUGGAAAUACAAAGUCCGCCAGAUGACACAGUUAGUUCUUUGAAGUUCUGUCCGAAAGCUGACUUCCUUAUCGCAUCAUCUUGGGCAAAUGAUGUGAGUGUUUGAAAUCUGCAUUUGUUUGCUUUCUACGAUCCUUUCUACUAGCUAUGCUUUGAUCAUUUCACUCCUAAAAUUGAUAUUUUCAUCGUCCUUAUCUGUUAAUUUGAAAAAUAAACCUCCCUUAUCUAAGGAAGGCAAGCUUCAGAAUACAAUUAUCAGUUGGUCAAUUUAGGGCAGACAUGUACAUGUGUACAUACACGAUAAAGGAUAACCAGCUUUCCUUCAGAUUAAGACACCUCCAAAGUUUGCCAAAAAAACUAUCAAUAAUAUUAUUUUAAAAAAGCAAAAGCUUAAGAGGAUAUAUUUUGUGUGAAAUAAAUAAAUUCCAAGCUCUUUAGAUUGCAUUAAUGACCUGAAAUAACUGAUGGCAUGUAUCUACAAAACUAGGGGUAAUCUUCACCUCAUUGCUAAUGUACAAAAGAGAAACUUAAUGAAUCUUUUGGCUUGGUUUCCUCGUAAAGAAUUGAUAAUAACUCAUCAUUAUAGAGAAAGACAAAUAAAAAACAAUUUUAUUCCCCUUGAGAAAUCAAACCUCAGAUUUUCAGUGUCCUUGCACCAAGGUUUGUUUUCUUAAUGGGACUGAUUUUUUUACUUUAUUCAACAUUGUGUAACUAGUGGAAUAACAUCCCUCCUUAUUCCACUACAGAGUUCAUAAUUUGCCAUCUUUCUCACUCCCAGAGUGCAAAUUAUUUUUUUGUCUCUGUUAGAUUCGAUGUUGGGAAGUCAGAGAAGAUGGUCAGAUUGUUCCUAAGGCACAGCAAAAUCAUACAGGUCCAAUCCUGGAUUGCUGCUGGCAUGAUGUAAGUUAUUUGCUUUGCACUACUAUCUUUACUCCUAUAUGUGUUAUGUUUUGCAGUAUAUACUGAUGUUGGCUUCUGCAAGAUUUCUUUGCCCUGUUUUUGCUGUUUAUUUGUAGGAUGGCACAAAAGUGUUUACAGCAUCCACUGACAAACAGUGUAAGAUGUGGGAUUUGAAUUCCAAUCAAGCCAUCCAAGUGGCUCAGGUAAUACAAAUGCACUUUCCACAUCUCAGCCAUAUCACAUUUGACCCUUUAACUCCCAUGGGUCAUCAAGAUAGAAUUUCUCCUUACAAUAUUAAUACACUACCAAGCAGAAAGGUGAUGAAAAUAAGAAAAAAUAUAAAUUGGGGGUGUAUUUGGUGAACCAAUACCAAAUUCUCUAAAUUUGCAUGUUAACCCUUAAACUCCCAAAAUCUGAUUGACAAUUCUACCCUCUAGCUACUACACAUUUCCUUGUAAAUUGAUUAUGAGAAUUAGGUGUUCAAUCAAGGUAAUAAAUUUUGCCUAAUGAGUUUGAGUAUUCUCACAACCUGUUUGCUGUAUAAUGCAUGGAUACUAUGUGGAGAAGUUACAUGAUAAUCACUUCUGGGAGUUAAAGAAUUAAGAAUUGUAUGGCAGACAUCAAAGAGAAGUACUGAUGCUCAAGAAAAUAUAUGUUUUUAUCAAAGAACAGAGAAUACACUAUUCUUUUUUGCCCUCAGUAAUUCACAUCAAGCUAAGAAUUCUUUGGAAUUCAGUAGUUUGUUUAGUGACAGAGGCAAAGAGGGCUUACAAACUGAACCCUUUCAGUACCAAGAUCUCAAGCAUAACUCACAAUCUUCCACGCUUUUUUAAUGUUAGCUCUAACAUUCCCCAAUUGAUAAGUUUCUUUACUUUCAUCACUUGUCUGGUUAUUAGUGUAUUUAUAAUGUAGGGUGUAAUUACCUUUUGAUCACUCCUAGAAGUGAAAGGGUUCACUAUAAAAGCAUGUCAAAAGUGUCCCCACAUCAUAAAGAUGAGUAAUCAAACAAUUAUGAAAGUUGUAGUUAAUUUCUUUCAUGUUCUUUUCCUGUUGUUCAGCAUGACAAACCAGUCAAAACAUGUCACUGGGUACAGGCACCAAACUACAGCUGUCUUAUGACUGGCAGUUGGGACAAUACACUGAAGUUUUGGGACACUAGAUCAAAUAAUCCCAUGAUGGUUAUAACACUUCCAGAGAGGGUCUACUGUGCAGAUGUGGUGUACCCAAUGGCCAUUAUUGGAACUGCACAGAGAGGAAUAAUUUGUUAUCAGCUGGAGAAUCAGCCAUCAGAAUACAAGAGGAUUGAUUCACCACUGAAGUACCAGGUUUGUAACUUAAAUGAUCUAUCAGUUUAGAAAAGGUGUAAAUAUUAUAACAUAUUGGUAUUAGCCAGGAAUGUAACAGACAAUGAGGGCAUCAGAUUCAGUUUUAAACAACAGCCCUUCCUCCUCUUUCUAUUCAACUUUGUACACCAAAGAAACAAGUCUUUGAGAUUGGAAAGAGGGAUUGUAUUGCUGCCAUAACGACUUCAACAUGGACAAAGUGUGUAAUUCUGCAAACCCCCCUUUAAUGGGGUUCGUGCAUAUGUAUACGCACUGUUACCUAGUAAUGCGUGAUAUAUUUUUUACAUCAUGUUCCACAAGGAGUCUCAGAUGGAAGCUGUGUAGUAAAACCUGUUUCGAUGCGGUCGGAGAAUCUAGGAUAGAUUAAGAAAUUCAAAGUGAACUAUGUCUGGUGUUUUGACUGUAAUUUGGAAAGCUUUAUUUGCUAAGUGGAUAAAGAUAAAGCAGAUUAAGUUAAGAAAAUUGUUUUGAUCUUUGAAAUUCAUAAAGAUUUUGUCCAUGAAAGAUUAUGCAAAUUCACACCUGAAAUUGAAGCAAACCGUAAUUUGAGCUUUUUGUUUUCAUAAGUUUGGGUGAUAUUUAAAAGUAAAAGUUGGUCUUCUUAAAGCGAAGACAUUGUUCACUGAAGGGAAAGGUUUCUUCACUUCCUUUUCCUAUUCAGGCAAUGUUCGAUCCCUGAUCUCUCGUGGAUCACAGACAUGGCGAUUCCACUCUGCAUUUAUUCUGCAGUGUAGUUUACUUCAUCUUGCCUUGAACUGAGUACUAGAGCUUCUGAGUGAUCCAGAUGUCAUGAGGUCAACUCCUUCUCUUUGUCCUUUGCAUUUGACAAAGAGCUCACAUCUCUCGUUUGUGUGAUGAUGAUUAACUAAUAUAGUUAAACAGCUUUGUUUGUCUUUUGCUACUUUCAAAAAUGGUGAUAUGUCAUUUUGAUUGGGACAAUGCUUUUUUAUCAUGAUAUGUGAUUUUGAUUGGGAUGAUGCUUUUUUCUCAUAGAACCGCUGUGUGAGUAUUUUCCGAGAUCCAAAGAAAAACAACCAGCCUGUGGGCUUUGCUCUUGGCUCAGUUGAAGGAAGAGUUGCAAUCCAGUUCAUUCAACCACAAAACCCGUAAGUCCAAGUCAAUUCCUGUUUGCUUGACAUUUUAUAAUCAAAAUGGAACUCUAUGGCUGAAACAAUAGUUUUUUUUUACUUGUAGGAAAGACAACUUUACAUUCAAGUGUCACAGAUCUAACGGAACAGGAAAUGCAAACUAUCAAGACAUUUAUGCUGUAAGUUUAUAAUUAUGAAUACCUAAGUAAGCUUUCUGACAAGAGGAAGGUAUGUGCACCUUUUGAUUGAAUUGUCUAGUGGCAAAAUUCAAUUAUUUGGAUGGAUGUGACGCAGGAAAGCUGCAGCUUUGUAACAUUUUCUCACUGUUGUACUCAUAACCUUGUCAUUGAUUCAUUUUUUUUUAAUAAAAUUAAUGUCUUUGCUGAGGGUGUGAGGUAAUUUUUCAAACAAUUUGUCCAAGACAGUGGGUUAAAUUAAGGAUUGAUAACAGCAAACUUAAACAAUCUCAGUACAUUAUCUGAAAUAAAAUAGUUUUGAAAUUUAAAAGUUGUUUCACAACAUAGCCAUGUCAAAUUUGAAUUGAUAAUAACCUGAUCUAAGGGUAGAAAGGUUUUCCUCACUUUUCAAGAGAAAUGUUCCAGAAAGUCUCUGUUAACUUAAAUAGACUCAGAUUUCCUGCAUCACUUAAAAGCUUUUUCAGUAUUGGAUAUUAUUGUAUGCAAAGGAAAGCAAUCACCAAUUGUUUUAUUUUUCAGGUAAAUAAUAUUGCUUUUCACCCUGUGCAUUGCUGUCUGUUGGCCACUGUAGGAUCAGAUGGAAAGUUUAGUUUCUGGGACAAGGAUGCUCGUACAAAGCUUAAGGUAUGUACUCGUCUAUACUUUGGAAGACUGGAUGCAAGACCUGUCAUUUGCUUUUAUACUCCUUAUGGAAUAGUUUCCUUUUGUCGAUCAUUGAAAUUUUAUCACACACAACAAGAUUGGACAUGAAACAUUAAGCAAAUCUUUUUCAACAAGCAAGCACUGGAGAUGAGAUGGCAGUCAACAAGGUGAACAGCACCAAUUCAACCAAAACUAUCUAAUGUCAGUAUCCAUAAUUUCCAUACUCUGCUUUAUACUUCUCAUUUAGUGCUGAUGAGGAGAAUUUAUUUGACCAUCACAACUUCUUAGGUUGAUGGUCAUUUCCUUUAUUCUUCUUAUCUCAAUGAACAAUUCAGCAGCAUUACUGUAAGGAGAAUUUAGAUGCUGGUUACUCAUGGGGUUUAAAAGGAUAUCCAGUUGUUGGCUUAAUAUUUGAAAAUCUGUAACAGAAAGACUCUCAGCUUCACUCACUAAUUUUUAGAGUGUACAAAUAGUUAUAUUGAAGGUUUUCUUUCUUCUUAAAUACUUUUGUUUUCUUUAUCAGACUUCUGAGCAGCUGACCAUGCCCAUAACGGCCUGUACUUUCAAUUCAAAAGGAAACAUAUUUGCUUACAGCUCUAGCUAUGACUGGUCAAAGGUAAUUAUAGAAUUAUAUACUUCCUUAGUUCUUCAUGAAUGGAUUGGAAAUCGUGAGACUGAACCGCAAUAUUUGUUUCUUUCAAGGGACACGAGUACUUCAACCCCCAACUCAAGCCCAAGAUCUUUCUCAGAAAUUGCACAGAUGAGCUGAAACCCAGGAAAAAAUAAAUAUUAUAAAGGAUGUUGUAGAUCUCUCACUGACUUCUGUGCAAUGAGCAAGUCCUGCAUCAGCCAUCAAGAACUUGGCUUAGUUUAAGAGUACUUGCAUUGAGAUGUAAUCAAAUGAUAGACCAUAUGACAAAGUCAAUGGAAUGGAAAUUAUGUAGCUGUAAAGCAAACAUUAGAUAUCAUGGUUAUCAUGUCUAGUUUAUAGGAAUUACUCUCAGCUCAGAGGGUACGAGUAUUGUAUCACUUAACCCUUUACUCUCUGAUAUCAGCAUGCAUAUUCUCCUUAUUGUUCUGUACACAUUUCUUUUGGUACUGAUAAGGAGAACUCGUUAAAAAAAUCAAAGCUUUUUAAGGUUAGCGUUCAUUUCCUGUAUUCUCAUGAUCUCAAUGAAUUAUUCACCAGUAUCACUGAAAGGCGAAAUUGGAUGCUGGUCACUCUCAGGUGUUAAAGGAUUUAUGUUGAUAUAAUAGAGCAAUAUAAAUGUUGUUCAUAAACUUCUACAUGUACUACGUGAAGAAAAACCUGAAGAUGCGCAGAAAUACAGAAUGUUUUUAAAAAUACUACUUUGCUCGUAGAGAUAUAUUAGAUUUGGCGCUUGAAAGAAAGACACUUCACUCUCGGAAUGCCCCUCUUUAUCUGGAGGAACAUAUAUAUAAUUUCUUAAGCGGAAGUAAAGAUGGCUAGACAUUGGAUAUCUUUUACGUUGUUUUGCUUAUCAACACGAAUUAAAGGUCCAUUAAAACAUAGAAAAGGACACAGGCCAAUGUUCCGCCACCCGCACUACCAAGUUUUGUCGGUAACAGCUGCGGUGUACGGCCAAAAGGUUACUCUAUGAGAUUAAACAAAUUUGUCAUGAUGUUGGUGUGUUUUGUGCUUUCAUUGUUUUGAAACUGCUGGAAAGCGUUCGUCCUCUGAAAGAAAAAACCACCCAGAGUUAGCAAUUAGUAAUGUUGUGUACAUUUGCAAGAAGCGUGACCAAAGUAAGCGUUUUUCUUGCGAUGUCAUUGCAAUAAGUCGUCUAGGUGGAGUGGUCAUAAUCUCACGAGUCGCUUCGUGCAAGCAGAACAGGAAACAUUUCUGUCAUCAACAACACAGUUCUCGCACAAAAACAUUCAGUAUUCUGUAUUCCUUUAGAGUAUUCUUCAUAUUUUAAAUGCUUAGUUCCUCUUCAAAAUAAAUUCGUUUUGGUGAGUUCGUCACAGUCUAUCACCAAGACAAGCUGUCAACAGUAAAUAAAUUUUGUUUGUUCAUCACAGUCUAUCAUUAAGACAAGCUGUCAUGAGCGUCAGGAAGUUAGUACUUUUUUAAGAUCUCGCUUUUUCCCUUCAUUCCACCUUUGGUCCCAUUGCGUACAAAAGUGAACCAUUUGAGUUCGUGAUUGUUCUGUUUUCCUUUUGCGUGCUUGACAGUCUCUUCCGUUUCCUUUGAAUCAGGAGAAACGUGCGUUCGCGUGACUCACAAUUUUCCCAGUUUGCUACGAGGAAACGUAAACUACUGCUACGGAAGCUCGUUG